GCGAGCUCCUCAUGUCCAGGCGCUGAUCAGGCAGAGGACCGAGUCAGUGAGCAUUUGGGAGUGCACUGCAGCAGGGCUGCGAAUGGCAAAUGAGGCUGGAUAAGAAAGUCAACAAUGAAACCUCUCAUCAUGUGCUAUGAGAGUGACUGGAUUCUGCGUGAUCGUACGACAGAGGCGGAACUAGUGGAAGACGGUGUGGAAUUGGGAGGGUACAGUUGUGAAUUCAGGCGUAAGCGGACCACUUGAAGGCGGGCGGACCAGCUGGGAACGGGCUUACUGCGAGAAUCUUCAGUGUCAUGACCGACUGACUGACUGUCGAUCGAUAUAUGGUGACAUUUGACAGUUUCCAAGUCCAGAUAAGGGCCAGGGUAAUUAUGGCUUAUAUAGGCUAUAACCUCGAAGAUUUUCAAUCCUCUUCCUCUCGAACUCGCCUUCCAUUUCCUCUUGGGACCCGCUCUUCGUCAGCUCUAGAUCAGAGCACGAGCUGUUGAAUCUCUCAUUCCUCGAGGUCUGCUCUGUCGUUGAGCAGGCAGCACGUAUAUUGUUCCUUUGUCACCGACCUACAUCAUAGAUUAAUUAGCUCUUGGGUGUUUCGGUAGAUUUUCAAAAUUGGGAACUCAAUAGUACACCCACCGGCCUUCAAUGGCCGGUGGACCACUGGUUUGUGUGGCUGCUUCGAAGAUUGUUCCUCAUGCUGCCUCGGAUACUGCUGUCCAUGUGUUCUGGUCGGGCGUACGGUGGAGAUCAUCGAUCAAGGAGUCACUUCUUGCUGUAUGGCUGGCUGCGUGUUCUGCUUGCUCCAAUACUGCACCGGCUGUGCAUGCUUCUACACCUUCAGCUACCGGGCACGCCUUAGACAAAAGUUUGAGUUGCCUGAAGCUCCUUGUGGAGAUCUGUGCACCGAUUGUUUCUGCAUAGAAUGCUCCAUAUGCCAAGUCUACAGAGAACUCAAGUACCGUGGUAUCGACCCAAGUCUCGGCUGGCAAUCAGUGAAACACAUCUAUGAUUCUCCGGGUCAGCCGCCUCAACCAGUAUACCAGGAGGUAGCACUCACACCAGGCCCACCAAUAUUCGACGAACCCCCACCAGCGCAGCAGGCUCCAGACAAGCAGUUCAUGGCUUCUGCUCCUCAACCAGGUUCAACGGGUCAGGGUGGCGGUUUAUAUCCCACAAUCAACACCGGCGAGCCGCAAUUCACUGCACCAGGCCAACAAUAUAUGGGGCAACCACAAAACAAUCCCUCCUUCGGUCCCCACUAAGACAUUGCGUCAAAAUUAGGCCAUGACAUCCGUAUCUCAUGUGCAGGUAAAUUGAACCCUAGGGGCCGAAGCACGAGAGGGACACAAUCUAGUUCAGAGUAGGUUGGGUAGAGUCUAGACCGUCCCUUCUAGUGAAUAGAUAACAUUAGAAUUACCAACGAUCACAUUCAUUCACAUGAGCUCUUACUCACAUUGAGCAGCCUCUCAUGAUUGUAAAUCAACAAAAAUAGCACUGAACAGGUGCUUUCUUCGAACCAGCACCCAUUCAGUUAUCAUUCAUUGCCUUUCCUCGGUUUCAUUUCUCAGCAUUUCGACAUUUCUCUCACCUGUCUACGAUGAACUGAAAGUGAGAAAUCAAAAUAUCUUAUACGCCUCGAUAUGCAAACCUCUACUCACCUUUUCCAAGGUCCGUAAUCACCCAAGGUCUUAACUUGGUCUCAUUGACCGAGGACAAGGUACAGAGUAGACAUUCCUUUCUUCCUGCACCAAUGGGGUUGAAGCAUUAUGUGUUCCUGUUGUGACACCAUCUCAUCUUGGAGAAGGGAGACAAAGUCCUCAAAGGGGACAGACAGGCCCUUAAGCCUGGUUGUCAACUUCUUCUGUUGACUUUACUGUAGACGAGCACGCGUAGCUUAGUCGGGCUACAACCAACUGUAAAUAACUAUUAAAAUAUAUUAUCUCCAGGUACGAACUUGCCUCUGGGAUUGUAGGACAACCUGAGU
Molecule: messenger RNA, 1981 nt
Organism: Marchantia polymorpha subsp. ruderalis
Lineage: Eukaryota; Viridiplantae; Streptophyta; Marchantiopsida; Marchantiales; Marchantiaceae
Source: the annotation of a GenBank genome assembly